Pterocles gutturalis (yellow-throated sandgrouse) is the source of this 577-nucleotide messenger RNA. RefSeq names its product phospholipase B-like. The record is from RefSeq and is a predicted model, not a curated record. Gene Ontology annotation, cellular component: extracellular region. The annotation marks the transcript as partial. Gene Ontology annotation, molecular function: glycerophospholipase activity. The transcript is spliced from 5 exons. NCBI's taxonomy places the organism in Eukaryota, Metazoa, Chordata, Aves, Pterocliformes, Pteroclidae. Gene Ontology annotation, biological process: phospholipid catabolic process.
AUGGACUCUUGGGUGAGCCAUGGUGGAGGCUUGGGCUGCGGCAGGCACAUGUAUGACCAUGCUGCAAAUAUGUAUCCGCAGUUAAUUAAGAAUCCCAUCGUUCGAACUGAAGUUCAGAAUUUUAUGGCGAAACAAGAUCAAUGGACAAGACAACAAAUCAGAAAUAAUAAGGAUGACCCCUUUUGGAGGCAUGCUGGCUAUAUUAUUGCACAGUUGGAUGGUCUGUACAUGGGAGCCCUCGAGUGGGCUAAGCUACACAAGCAAACACCACUGAGUAUGUUUGAUGUCCAAUUUCUGAAUGCAGUUGGAGACCUGUUGGACCUCAUUCCUGCAUUGUUUGAGUAUUCUGCACGGAGUGGACAAUGCAAUGUGGAGCCAGGAGGCCAUGGGAAAUAUCAAUGGGAUAUGGGUCAUUGCUCUGCACUCAUCAAGGUUCUACCUGGAUAUGAAAAUAUCUAUUUUGCCCAUUCUAGCUGGUUUACAUAUGCAGCCACACUGAGAAUAUAUAAGCAUUGGAACUUCAAUAUAGCUGAUCCAGACACCAGCACUGGCCGUGUCUCAUUCAGCAGUUACCCAG